Molecule: messenger RNA, 2400 nt
Organism: Echinostoma caproni
Lineage: Eukaryota; Metazoa; Platyhelminthes; Trematoda; Plagiorchiida; Echinostomatidae
Source: the annotation of a GenBank genome assembly
AUGACUAUCCCGGUUGAGCAGAUUGGUAGUGAGCGUCAGAGAAUUCCGGCCACUCUGGUGAAAAUCGAAAAGUCGGUGGGCCUCAUACAGUAUAAUCCGAAGCAAACUCCUGUCAGGGUAUCUUUGGGUGAUCUUCAGCUUGCCCCUUCGGCUUUUGAUGCACCACAAGGAGCUCUGUCGAACGACACAGACCAGGAUGACUCUGCGUCAAAUAAUUCCUCUCCAGCGCCGACAUUCUCCCCCCGCGAUGUCGCUGAAAUAUGGCUCAGUCACGAAAAUACAUCUCGGAAGCCAACACAUCCUGGAAACUCAGAAGAAGCGACUAACAAAUCCGAUGAUCAAAAUCGCAAUCAACCCCAAUUUACCGGGGCUUGGUGGCCUGGUCGGGUUUUAAACGUUCAAGGAGGCUUCGCUCAUGUUGAAGUCGCGGCUCCUCUGGCGGAUGCUGUGGAUGAUGAUGCCACUGCCACACAAGCAAUGCCUCACCUGGUACGCAUGGGGUCUUCCAUUUUGCCUUAUCGAUCAACUCUAGUAAAAUUGGACGAAGUUCGUGUGCCGUGGCACGGUCGGCCAGUAGUUCCGAUCACAGAAACCGGUCGUCCGACUGUGAAUGCAGCCGCAAAGGAGAGUCACAGUUCUGAGCCGACCACGUUGCUCUCUCCAGGUGUCUUGCAUCGACAUACCAUUUGCAUUCCAGCCUACUUGGCCCGGUUAGCCACAUCAACCUACUCGCACUCUGCCCUCAUCAAGUUCUGCGGUGCGCCUUGUCUUGUUCAGUGUGAUCCUGAACCUUUCCUGGCUGCAGCAAUGGCCAAGCGAAUUUUGGCCGAUAGCAGCUCUCGCGCGGCUUCAGGGCGUCAAACUCCUAGUCAGCAAGAGUCCGAGGUGAUCGUUCCCGCCGUUUCUCUUUCAUCGGACACGCAGGUUUCUUGCUCUCCUGCAUGGCCUUCACCUGCUGUGAUCAGCCAAUCAACAAUUUUGAAUCCGCCAAAUAUUGUUGGAUCUUUGAGUUCUGCAGGAAUCACAGAUCCGGCUCUGCUUCUAGAGGGACUUCCUGGUGCAAACGAACCUCUGGUUUUGUUGCACAUUUGGUCUGGAUCUCCUGAGGCCAUUCGUCGUGCCAGUCUACUAGAACUCGCUCACGUUCGGAUUCUUGUGUUCCGGUAUCAUCUGCUAGAUUUGACUGACUCCAUUGAUGCCCCAGUGGAGAACGGUGAUGCACCUGUGAUGCACUGUAAACCAAUUAGUAUUCCGGUGUUGAACAACAAUGACGAGCAAAAUCCAAACGAUCGAGCUGGUGGGAUGAUGAUUGGCUAUUCUGGCCGUUUCCGUAUACAACCAGAUCUCAUUGGUUUAGCGAUCGGCUAUCGCGGUGCCACCAUCCAAGAGGCUCGUGGUUUGCCCGGUGUGCGCACCGUGGAUUUGCUUCAAGAUGGAAUAGUACACGUCGAAGCUGAGACUGUUGAAGCCUGUCAAGCAGUGCGUCAUCUUCUCGACUUUACCGAAGCUGAGAUCCCAGUUUCUCCGCGACUUGCUAGUCGCUUGAUCGGUUCAAAGGGCAUGAACAUUCGAAAACUUGCUGCCUCCGCCGGUGUCCGUCGCGCCGUACUGCUUGACCCACUCACAAGAAGGAAGCGUCAGCAACAGAUCAAACAGCAGCCUUUAUCCCUCCUCACGGAGCGGGACGGUUCCGAUGUGGCAAGUGAGAUCGGUCGUGAUGAUCAUAAUGCCGAUGGAGAUAAACUCUCGGAACAUCCACAGACAGAUGCCGAUUCAGCUGCCGAAGAUAGCAAUACAAACUUGUUGAAAGACGGUGAGAAGCUACCUCCCCCUGCGUUUUAUUUGUUGGGAACGAGACCGGCCGUGGCCAAAAUGCGCUUGCUUCUCGAAUUUCAGGCUGAUAAUUGGAAUGAGCUUGACGAACUUGAGGAAGCACGGCGCAGUUUGUAUAGUCAACUUCGACAAGCCAGCCAACCACCGGCGGAAUCAGUGAACGGUGCCCCUGUCCGUGGAGGUUAUGGUGGUCCCGGUCGUGGAUCAAAUCGCGGUCGUUGGGCUUCUGGUCGAGGUGGUUCCGUAGAUGGCGCCCAAGAUGGUGACGCGGACACUCAUCCACAACAUGACCAGGGCUCAUAUCGCGGUCGUGGUCGUGCUUCCAACGGUGGCCCAUUUAGUCGACCGCCACCAUCGCAGCCUGGCCGUCCCAUGCGUAAUGCAGACCCGAACACUGCAGAUGUUCCAGGAUCAAGACCCGAUGGCCCAGUGGGCAAACGAGCAGGAGAUCCCCGACAGGUGGCUGGUUCCGGUGUCGUAAUGAACGGUGGUGCUCGGAAUCCUGAAAGAGGACGUGGCCGUGGACGUGGAAGGGCAGCCAACCCACCUAUUCAAGGAUCAGCCUAA